Messenger RNA from Ostertagia ostertagi, 156 nucleotides. Lineage: Eukaryota; Metazoa; Nematoda; Chromadorea; Rhabditida; Trichostrongylidae. The record is from the annotation of a GenBank genome assembly.
AUGGGCAUCAAAGGUCUUCAUGGUGAGCCAGGUGAACCCGGUCAACAAGGCUACAAAGGCGAACCUGGAAAAGCAGGCGAACCAGGAAAUGUGGGCUCUCAAGGUCCUCCAGGACCGCCUGGUAACAUGGGAAUGUGGGGUGAACGAGGAGCACCA